This is a messenger RNA of Blepharisma stoltei, 1506 nucleotides long. NCBI's taxonomy places the organism in Eukaryota, Ciliophora, Heterotrichea, Heterotrichida, Blepharismidae. The record is from the annotation of a GenBank genome assembly.
AUGAAACAAAAUGACAUUUAUGAAUACUUCAACAAUAGAUGUCAAGCUAUAGAUUCUUCUGAGCUACUAGACGUAAUCAAAACAUAGCUAACUAAGCUGAAAACAGAUGCUUCACUUGUGAGUAUAAAAGAAAAGUUUCUUAAUAAACAAAUGAUUUUUCCACAAAAAUGUGAUAAUAUCAGCCUUAUUAUCAAGCAAUCAUUGCAAUCUGUUGAUAGAAAUAUUGGAGCAUCUUCAAAGAAACGAAUCAGCAUAUCACCAAUAAAAGAAUCUCACACAAAUGUAUCAAAAAAUUCAAAACUCACAAGUGAUACAGCUAGCUCAAGCUCACUUAGCACAGAAAAAGAAAUUAAAAGAAGACGAAAAGAAUUCAAAGAUUUGCUUAAAAAAUUAAACCAAGAAAAAGAAGAAAGAAGAAUUUUGAUGGAAAAAGAAGAGGCCAAACAUCAACUAAAAAUUAGCGAAGAAAUCGAGCAAAUAAAAAGGUCUAAAACUGAACAUGAAAAUUUAAUUAGAUUAACAAAACAGCAACAGUUAGAAGAAUUGCAUUUAAAAAGCCAGCAGCGAAAAGAAUCAAUGCGCUUGCAGAUAGAAAUUUUAAAAGAAAGAACCCCAAGCCAUGAAAGACCGAGAUUUGUAAUUAUGGAAGAAAAAUUCAGACAUGAGUUUGAAAUGCCUGAGCUAGAAAAACGUAAAUUAAUUUUAGCUAAAAAAAGAUUCCAAGUUCAGCCGAUGAAUCAAGAAGAUUUUAAAGAGCAUUUAAAAAAAUAUAAAGAAUACAUAAAAGAUGCUCAAGAAAGACGAGCUCGAAAGCUCAAGGCAAACUCGCUUGAAAGAAGCCUUAACUCUUAUUCAAGUGUAAGAUCUCUCAAGCGUUUUGAAGAUAAACCUGACGAUUGCGCACAAAAAGAAUUUUUUGAAAGACAGUGCAAAAUGAAAAAGCAAAAAAAAUAUGGCGAAAUUGUUAGAGAAUUUUUCGCACCUAAGCUUGCAGAAAAAAUUAGGUCAGAGUCAAGUUUAAACUUCAGAGGCAACCAAUUUGCAACACCUAUGAGAAUCAAAAAACACCAAAACAUCAGAGCUGCAACUGAAGCAAGUUCAGCAAGUAUAAGUCCUAUCCCAUCUCCUUUCACUGAACGAAUUAAAAAAAUCAAACCGAAAUUAAAAAUAAAAAGUCAGCAAAGCAUCACCCCCAAAAUAAAAGAAACACAUAAUUAUCUAUCUGAACAACGCAAAAAAAGAGAAGAAUUUUCCACCCUAAAAAACUCUUUUGAAUACGAACACAUUGAUUGAGAUAGCAUUGGGCUUGGAACGGGGUUAAGGCAAGACAGAGCAAAAAUCAUUAGAGAAAUGGCACAAGAUCUUGAAAGAGAAGUCAGGCGACAAGAAAUUAUAUCGAAAUCUAUAUCUCCUAUGAGCGAUAAAAGCUUGAAAAUAGAAGAAUAUAUGAACGACCUUCUGCUUCAGUCUGUCAAAGCAAAAAUGAAAUUAGUAAGAAAUAGCUAA